Messenger RNA from Rhinichthys klamathensis goyatoka, 471 nucleotides. Its product is annotated as SLC35A4 upstream open reading frame protein. Lineage: Eukaryota; Metazoa; Chordata; Actinopteri; Cypriniformes; Leuciscidae. The coding region runs from base 117 to 419 and encodes 100 amino acids. The record is from RefSeq and is a predicted model, not a curated record. The transcript has 3 exons.
AACCUCAAAAGAAGUAGAGAAUGAGACAGACCAAUGUAAUCCAACUUAGAGCGCGAUCUAUAUAGCUUUCAGGUUGCUCAAUCGAGCUCAGAAUCGCUGAUCCCGCGCAAGCAGUCAUGGCGGACAAGGACCCAUUCCGGCAGCUGAAAGACCUGUCUCUGCUGAAAGGCCAGCUCGAAGACAUUCAGCGUCGGAUGGAGGAUGAAGUUGGGGUUGGAAUUCCACAGGGUGGAAGUGUGCUCAGUUCUCCCUUCCUCAAGGGCUUUUUGGCUGGGUAUGUGGUGGCGAAGCUCCGCUCCUCUGCGAUCCUGGGAGUUCUUGUAGGAACAUGCACAGGCAUCUAUGCCGCUCAGAGCUAUCAAGUGCCUAACAUCGAGCAGACCGUCAAAAACUACUUCAGCUCAUUCAGGAAGAGAUAGAUAGAGGGAGCCAUAUAAAACAAUCUCAGAAAAACAGUGCCUCUUUCAAAGA